AUGCAUCUAUCUAUCUAUCUAUCUAUCUAUCUAUCUAUCUACAAUAAUCAGGCGAGGUCUCCAAUUCGUAACGAUCCCAACAUUCAUCUCUUUAUAUCACUGGUAUCAUUUUUUAUCCUGAUCUAUCUAUCUAUCUAUCUAUCUAUCUAUCUAUCUAUCUAUCUAUCUAUCUAUCUUAUAUAUAAAUCAUUACUAACCGCUAUAUCUAUCUAUCUAUCUAUCUAUCUAUCUAUCUAUCUAUCUAUCUAUCAGACUGCUCAUAUUUAUCUGUUUAUCUAUUUAUCUGUAUGCUUAUGGACGGACGCGGUUUGUAGAUCACUUGAAGUGGAAGACUUAAUAAACGGUCUUAAUAACCCUAAUUUGAAACACACUUAUCCUUCUAUCUAUCUAUCUAUCUAUCUAUCUAUCUAUCUAUCUAUCUAUCUAUCUAUCUAUCUAUCUAUCUAUCGAUCGAUCUACAUAAAUGCAUACUAUCAAACUAUCUCUUUCAAUACUUUCACACACAUCUUUCUCAAUCUAUCUAUCUAUCUAUCUAUCUAUCUAUCUAUCUAUCUAUCUAUCUAUCUAUCUAUCUUGCUAAAUAGAACAAUGUUUAUAUAUUCUAUCUAUCUAUCUAUCUAUCUAUCUAUCUAUCUAUCUAUCUAUCUAUCUAUCUAUCUAUCUAUAUAUAUAUAUAUAUAUAUAUAUAUAUAUAUAUUUAUUAUCAUUUUUAUCCGGAUCUAUCUAUCUAUCUAUCUCUCUAUCUCUCUAUCUAUCUAUCUAUCUAUCUAUCUAUCUAUCUAUUAUAUAUAUAAAUCUUGCAUAUCUGUCUAUCUGUCUAUCCGUCUAUCUAUCUAUCUAGCUCAGUUUUUCAUCUAUCGAAAAUCUGUUGAUAUCUAUCUAUCUAUCUAUCUAUCUAUCUAUCUAUCUAUCUAUCUCAUUCUAAUCUAUCUAUCUAUCUCAUUCUAA
This is a messenger RNA of Acanthosepion pharaonis, 948 nucleotides long. NCBI's taxonomy places the organism in Eukaryota, Metazoa, Mollusca, Cephalopoda, Sepiida, Sepiidae. The record is from the annotation of a GenBank genome assembly.